Chaetomium fimeti is the source of this 943-nucleotide messenger RNA. Its product is annotated as 40S ribosomal protein S1. The record is from RefSeq and is a predicted model, not a curated record. Gene Ontology annotation, molecular function: structural constituent of ribosome. The transcript is spliced from 5 exons. Bases 128 to 898 code for a protein of 256 amino acids. NCBI's taxonomy places the organism in Eukaryota, Fungi, Ascomycota, Sordariomycetes, Sordariales, Chaetomiaceae. Gene Ontology annotation, cellular component: cytosol; ribosome. Gene Ontology annotation, biological process: translation.
CCACACAACGAAAUCACAAUUUCGACUCGAGCGAAGAAACCCCCAAAUUUCGUGACCUCGAUUCCACGGUCUCCAUCACUAACCAAGCAGCACCUCUGUCCCGCCGUUGACAAAGCUGCUCGUCAAGAUGGCUGUUGGCAAGAACAAGAGACUGUCCAAGGGCAAGAAGGGCCUUAAGAAGAGGGCCCAGGACCCUUUCGCCCGUAAGGACUGGUACGGCAUCAAGGCCCCCGCGCCGUUUGCCAUCCGAGAUGUCGGCAAGACCCUGGUCAACCGGACCACCGGUCUCAAGAACGCCAACGAUGCCCUGAAGGGUCGCAUCGUCGAGGUCUCGCUCGCCGAUCUGCAGAAGGACGAGGACCACUCUUUCCGCAAGGUCAAGCUCCGUGUGGAUGAGGUCCAGGGCAAGAACUGCCUGACGAACUUCCACGGGCUCGACUUCACCUCGGACAAGCUCCGCUCGCUCGUCCGCAAGUGGCAGACCCUGAUCGAGGCCAACGUCACCGUUAUGACCACCGACCACUACCUCCUCCGCUUGUUCGCGAUUGCCUUCACCAAGCGCCGCCCCAACCAAAUUAAGAAGACAACAUAUGCCGCUACCUCACAAAUUCGCGCGAUCCGCCGCAAGAUGACCGAGAUCAUCCAGCGCGAGGCUUCCAGCUGCACCCUGACCCAGCUCACCUCCAAGCUCAUCCCCGAGGUGAUCGGCCGCGAGAUUGAGAAGGCUACUCAGGGCAUCUACCCCCUCCAGAACGUCCACAUCCGCAAGGUUAAGCUGCUGAAGCAGCCCAAGUUCGACCUUGGUGCCCUGAUGACGCUCCACGGCGAGUCGAGCACUGAUGAGCAGGGCCAGAAGGUUGAGCGGGAGUUCCGUGAGCAGGUCCUCGAGGCGGUAUAAGGGUUGUUAUUGGGAACGCACUGGGCAGGGUUUUCAUCAGCAAUA